AUGAAAGACUAUCUAGUGUACAUGUCGCAGGCGCAUAUGGGUUUCCGGCGCGCGGAGCUGGAAUCUCUGGCCGAAAUGCACGGGUUCAGCGUGGACCUGAGUGGUCUGAGCGAAAAUUCGCCGUUUUUCGUGGUGCAGCUUGAGAACGACGAGCAGGCAGCCCAGCUGAUCCGCAGAUCUGUUCUUUCUCGGGCCAUUUACGAGCUUUGGGGCCAGGGAGCGACGUUGGCAGAUUUGCACGCCGAUGUCAGAGAGCGGAGCUCGGCACUUAUCUCCAAAUACAAGCGGUCGUCCUUCAAGUUCGAUAUCGUUUCGUACCAGGGUAGCAGAAGGAGCCGAGAGCAGCAGCUGGCACUGAUCAACUCGUUUGCGUUCCUUGCCUUGGAGGGGAAAAUACAGAUGAAAAAUCCGGACCAGAUAUUUGCCAUUUUGGAGGCCUACAGCAUCGUCAACCAGGAGCCUGCUCCGCAGCCGGACUAUAUGUACUUCGGCCGCGAGGUAGAGGUUUCUGAGCGUUCGCGCGGCGUUCUGGAGCGCUAUGAGAUUGCCAAACGGCCGUACUAUGGGACCACGACGUUCGACGCUGAGUUGGCGCUGGUGAGUUGCAAUCUUGCGCAGACGCAGGCCGGCCAGCUUAUAUACGACCCGUUCGUGGGCACAGGGUCGUUUGCGCUUGCUGCUGCACACUAUGGAGCCUUUGCAUACGGAACAGAUAUAGAUUUCCGAACGCUCAAGGGCAAGGGGCCCAGUCGGCGACUUGCUACCAAUUUCGAAAAAUACGGCACGAGUCAUCUGUUUGGUGACGUUCUGUGCAUGGAUUUCACCCAUAACGCAUUCAGAAAAAACCUCCUGUUUGAUUCGAUUGUCUGUGACCCGCCGUAUGGAGUUCGGGAGGGCCUCAAGGUGUGCGGAACGAACAGGGAAGAGCGAUUCGAAGGAAAGGAAAAAAUAAUCAUUGACGGCGAGUACGCGUACCUCCGACGCGACUUCAUCCAGCCGAAAAAGAACUACUCGCUAGACCUGCUUCUGGACGACCUGCUGCAAUUUGCAGCGGAAAGACUGCCGGUAAACGGCAGACUAUGUUUCUGGAUGCCCGUGGCCAACGACCAGGACAUCCCUACACUGGUUCCGCAGCAUGAAAAAUUGCAGCUGAUGUACAACCUGGUGCAAGAGUUCAACAAGUGGUCGCGGAGGCUGCUGGUCUACGCAAAGCGGGACACCAAUUACAAGGGAACCACCAUCACGUCGCAGGAGCGGGGUCUCCAGAACGACUUCCGCAAUAGAUACUUCCAUAAAUUUAAGUAA
Ogataea polymorpha is the source of this 1305-nucleotide messenger RNA. RefSeq lists its product as uncharacterized. The transcript has a single exon. Gene Ontology annotation, cellular component: cytoplasm. Gene Ontology annotation, molecular function: nucleic acid binding. Gene Ontology annotation, biological process: methylation. The record is from RefSeq and is a predicted model, not a curated record. Bases 1 to 1305 code for a protein of 434 amino acids. NCBI's taxonomy places the organism in Eukaryota, Fungi, Ascomycota, Pichiomycetes, Pichiales, Pichiaceae.